AUGGUGGAAACCAUUCAAAAGGUGGCAAAGGAGACAUUAGGGGUGUUGACGAGGAAACCAAAGGUGUAUAAAGAGUCGCGGUGGUGGAACGUAGAAGUGCAAAAGAAGAUAAAGAACAAAAACAGGAGAUUCAAGGAGCUCAUGGCUUGCACGGAGGAGGAGGAUAGAACACAUAAGAAGGAGAGGUAUAAAGAAGCAAAACAAGUGGCAAAGAAAGCAGUAGCAGAGGCAAAAGAUCGCGCGUUUGAAGCAUUUUAUCAAAAGUUUGAUACCAAAGAAGGGGAGAAGUAUAUUUUUAAGUUGGAAAAAGUAAGAUCUAGGCAGAAGAAAGACUUAGGGACAAUGAAGUUCAUUAAGGAUGAAGGUGGACGAUGCAUGCUUUUCGCCGACGAUAUAGUUUUGGUUGCAGAAACUAAGGAGGAGGCUAAUAGUAAAUUGGAAGAGUGGAGGGAAGCCUUGGAGGUUGCAGGUAACUCUCUCUUUGAAUACCUUUCUCGAGCCGAGGGACUCUUUGACCGAAGUCUCCUUUAUGGGAAUGAGUUGUCGUCGUUUUUCCUUCCCCAGACCCUGACCAUAGUUUUCUAUGAGUGGAAUACACUAGUAUGA
This is a messenger RNA of Amaranthus tricolor (Joseph's coat), 606 nucleotides long. RefSeq lists its product as uncharacterized. The transcript has 3 exons. The coding region runs from base 1 to 606 and encodes 201 amino acids. The record is from RefSeq and is a predicted model, not a curated record. Lineage: Eukaryota; Viridiplantae; Streptophyta; Magnoliopsida; Caryophyllales; Amaranthaceae.